Messenger RNA from Paralichthys olivaceus (Japanese flounder), 2445 nucleotides. RefSeq names its product gap junction protein beta 3 (gene gjb3). Gene Ontology annotation, cellular component: connexin complex. The record is from RefSeq and is a predicted model, not a curated record. NCBI's taxonomy places the organism in Eukaryota, Metazoa, Chordata, Actinopteri, Pleuronectiformes, Paralichthyidae. Gene Ontology annotation, biological process: cell-cell signaling. Gene Ontology annotation, molecular function: gap junction channel activity.
UUUAACAUACGUGCAUAUUCCUAUUUGAAUAGUCACUGAACUCUGGCAUGUGAGGAGAGAAGAGAGAGCGAGACAGAGAGGGAGGGAAGUAGAGAAAGAAAAAAAAAGGGUGCUCUUCUGAGGCAGCUCCAGUCUUUCUUCUUUAACCCCACCCACGGGCGCAUUUCUCAACACUGGCGUUCGUCUACCUGACGCAAGGGACUUUCAUCUGUGCGUUAAAGGACUAAAACGACUUUAAAACAGGAAUAAAUAAGUGGAAAUAUAUCUAAUCAGGCGUCUUUGAACCCAAUAUGAAGUAAAGCAUCUGUCGGUUUGAAGAUAAACUACGACUAGAGAAGAAUUCCAUUUUUGACUUUCAGGCAAGGACAUGGACUGGAAGACUUUCCAAGCCCUCCUCAGUGGGGUGAACAAAUACUCCACGGCCUUCGGGAGAAUAUGGCUGUCUGUGGUGUUCGUGUUCAGGGUGAUGGUGUAUGUGGUGGCGGCGGAGCGAGUUUGGGGCGACGAGCAGAAAGACUUUGACUGCAACACCAAGCAGCCCGGCUGUGCCAACGUCUGCUACGACCACUUCUUCCCCAUCUCCCACAUCCGCCUGUGGGCCCUGCAGCUCAUCUUCGUCACGUGCCCCUCCUUCAUGGUGGUCAUGCAUGUCGCCUACCGUGACGACCGCGAGCGCAAGCACCAGGCCAAGCACCAUGACAACACCAAGCUGUACAGUAACACAGGUAAAAAACAUGGCGGCUUGUGGUGGACCUACCUGAUCAGCCUCAUCGUGAAAACGGGCAUCGAGGUCUCCUUCCUCUACAUCCUCCACUGGGUGUACGACAGCUUCUACCUGCCGAGGCUGGUCAAGUGUGAGGUAGCGCCCUGCCCCAACCAGGUGGACUGCUACAUCGGCCACCCCACAGAGAAAAAGGUCUUCACCUACUUCAUGGUCGGCGCCUCGGCCCUCUGCAUUGUCCUGAACAUCUGCGAGAUGGUCUAUCUCAUCUCCAAGCGCGUCGCAAGGUGCGCGAACAAGAUCAAGAGGCGCCACCGCCACGUACCCGUGCUCCAGGACGACUUCAAUGACGACCCCUUCAACAACUGCAGCCAGCCGGUGUCGAGGGAGGACAUGAAGGGCCAGCCGGUGUCGAGGGAGGACAUGAAGGGCCAGCCGGUGUCGAGGGAGGACAUGAAGGGCCAGCCGGUGUCGAGGGAGGACAUGAAGGGCCCGCCGGUGUCGAGGGAGGACAUGAAGGGCCCGCCGGUGUCGAGGGAGGACAUGAAGGGCCCGCCGGUGUCGAGGGUGGACAUGAAGGACAAGCCCCCGUCCUUCAGGUCUGCGUUCAAGUCUUCACACAGACCUUCCAUGUUGAAGCUUGAAGAUAAGACAUAUAUGUCUACUCCCAACCUGAGCAUUGCUUCAUGAUCAGGAAUCAGGACAAGCUCAGUGGAGUUUAGGUCGAGAACCUAAUGACAAACUUCCAAAAUAACGCAGACUCACAGUUUGGAGCAAAGCUACAGUAUGAGUAAGACUCUGGAAGCUGAGUCAUCACAACUGGAUACCAUCCUGUGGGCCCCUGUGUCCACAUCUAGAGACUCUUUAGGAGCAUGAACUUUGGUUUCCAAGCCAACAUUCAUAAUAUUUACUGGCGAUUUAGAGCCAAAUGUACGUGUUCAUGAUAAGUGAGGUUCCUUUUUGAAUACAAUAAAGGUCGUUUCGAGCUUCACCCUUUCACCCUCUAUAAGAACUAAUCAGUAAAAUUUCACUCAUUUUGUCCUGGGAUAGGAGUUUUGACACAGGAAGGAAACAAGGCCUGUGCGUACAGCGACAGGACACACCUGGCAGAGGUAUUCACCCUCCCUGCCAGUGUUGACAGUGGUGUGUCAGGGUGCUCUGUUGUCACUGGCAUAUUCCAGUGAUCUCUUUUGUUUUAUUCAAACUUAGGUCAUGGCUUCAUAUGACAUGUUCCGUAUCCCGAUGAUCUCAAGUGUCGAGGCUCCCUGAGUCCUGCAGUUAUGGCUGAGUAAUACUUGAAGAUGUGCAAACUGGCCCAAAAUGACUUUGUUAUUAUCGCAUGUAUUCUCUUGGACAAGAUUAAUGACAGCAACCGGAAUCGAAAUGUAGUAUGCUGUGUAUUUCUUUGUCUUACAUCCUGUGCAGACAUUUGCUCACAGCUCUCAGGUUUAUGCUGCCAAAGCCACAAGUUGCUGAGACUGCUGACAUCCUUGUGCACAACCUCGCCUCAUGAGACCACUGUUGAUUUAAAUUAGGUGAAAGGAAUGCUGCUGUUUGACUCUGUUGCUGGAGCUGGCACACAGUGGCGGAGGUGGGAGGCAGCUCGGACGAAACGCACUGCUCACUGAACUAUGACGUGAUUUGUGAGUCAACAAUCGUCGCACAUCAGCUGGAAAUGUAUUUUCUGCCCUUGUUACCAAUGUUGUUGUUUUUUAUAUAAAAUU